GGGCCGAGUCUGGCCAGGCCUGCGGGGGAGUGGGAGGGCCGGAGUGGCGCCACGCCCCGGGGGCUGGACUGCUGGGGGGGCGGGUGGAAGUACCAUCUCUCCCUCCCUCCCCGUCCCUUCCUCUAGCUCCGUCUCUGGAAGAAGCCGCCCCUGGCCCUGUCCCUUCGAGUCCCUCCCUGGGCAGCCUCUUUCUCCCCGUGCGUUAUUCCAUGACCCUGGGGAACACCAACCCCGGAGCUCUCCCUCCGUGCGCCCGGUUGUCUGCCUCCCCCGGGAGCUCCCAGCCGCCGGCCCGCCCCACGAGUUUCCUCCUCCCCCGUCUCGGUCCUGAAUCCCGGAAAACACGCCCCCUUCCCCCCGAUCCGCCCGAGUCCGCGCCGCCCACCCCGGGGCUGUUCCGACCAGCUCUGGCCCAGCGCAUCCACUCGCCUCCUGGAAGGGAGCGGGCAGAUGCCAGCUCGGCCCCCACCCCUCGCCCCCUCCCCUCGCGGGGUUCCGGCUUCACGCACGGCUGCCCCGAACUGCUCCGGGCUGCGCGAGCAGGUUCGCGCCGCAGCCGCCUGGCGCGCCCCAGCCCCGCGCCCCGGGGGAGUAAGAGAGGGCGCCAGGGGCGGGACUCGUCUGCGGGAACCCUACUGGGUCCAGGGCCCCGCCCUCCUCCAGCCCCUGGCCGCUGCGCCUUCCCCCGACCCCCCCACAGCUCCAGCCGUCGUUCUCUCGCCUGUCUGUUCUGGGGACCGUUCAGCGUGGAGUUUCUGCACUCUACUUGAGCGCAGUUUUUGGCCUAGCGCUUGCUUGCAAAGUGCAGGUUAAUUACUACUGCGUAGCUCCCAUCCUCUGCCUUUCCCCCAUCCCGAGUGAGGGGUUGCUUCAUCCCUCAGGGAAAGUGACAAGACCCGUGCAGGCCCCUAGUGACACCUCUGGGGUGUGGCCUCAGGCCCCUGCACACGCCCUGUUCGAGAUUCCAUUGGCCCAGACCUGGUACUCCUGGGCACCUGGGGAUGAGGUGGGUGGCUGGUCUCUGGGUUCCUCCUGGGUGGCCAGAUGCGGAUGCAGCUGGGUUAGAACGCAGUACUUGGUGUCCCAACUGGGAGAUAGCCCUCAGGCCUCCUCUCAGGGAGGGGAGGGACAGCCAGCAUUAAUUCCUGGCCGGCCAGCAGAGGCAGAGGAAGGGGAAGGGUCAGCUGCCCUGAGGUCCCUGCCUGCUAACCUGAUGGCAUGUUUUCACCAUGCCGGUGUUCUUAGCCCCAGGACUAUGAGCAACUCGCCUGGCUCCCUUCUUUCCCUCUGCCUCCUGGCCGCUGGGCCUGGAGAGCUGGGAGCCAGAGGGUGUCAAUGAAGGGCAGGGCUGUUUGGGUGACUCCAUGCUCUGCUCCUCCCCGAGGGAAGACAAUGCUGCUUACCGUUUACAAGGCCGGUUACAGCUGCAGGCCUCAACUCAGCUCCAAAAGGCAGAGCCAAAUGGGGACUCAGGUAUCUUGGUUCUGGGUCCCCUGGAAGGAGUUCAGGGGAUAGGGCAGGGGACACCUUAGCAUUGAACCCAGAGAGAGCCAGCUGGGCUUUUGCGGGCUAAUGGCCUGGUGACUCACAGUCAGAGGUGGGCAGGGAGUGGGCCAGGGCAGGCAGGAGCCCUUCCAGAGUCCUGCAUGCGCUGCCACAGGCCUACUUGGCCUGUUUCUGGAAAGCGGGGAGGUAGGUGGAAGGGGCCGUCCACCCCUCAAGCCUGGCUGCCCUUUGAGGGUCUAGCUUCUGGCCCUGAGCCCUCCUGGGGCUCUGUUUAUGGCUGUAAUUGCAUCAUUAGCCAGAGUUUAUAGAGUUACUUAGCACCUGCCCCCACAGGGAGUGGCCCAGCCACCCCCUGGCUUCUGUCUCUUCCUUUUCAAAGUCAACUCGGUUUCUCCCGGCAACAGGGGUUUCCCCAACCACAGCUGUCAUGAAAACCAGGUUGGGCCUUUGUCCUGGGGAUGGAGGGCAGUCAGCACUUGGGGCCCAGCUUGGGGCUGCCCUGGAGAUGACCAUGGAAGUUGGGCUGGCCUCCUCUGAUCGGAAGGAGGGAGUUCACGGUUCUCAGAGCUGCCAGAAAUGCCCACAUCCCAGGAUGCUGUGAACAUGUAUGCAUGCAUGUGCUGUGCGGAUCCUCAUCUGAGAGGAGGGAGAUGAAAACACACCCAUCUCACAGGCUGCUGUGAGGACUAAGGGGGCGGCAGUGCCCGCUAUGUGGUGAGUACGUGAGGUUGCUUUCUGGGUUGGCGUGGGGUUUAGGUAAUGGUUGUGAGUUUGUGUGUGCGGUUAAGUGUCUAGGAAUAUGGGUAUAGAUGAAUUGUGAAUAUGUGUCUAUAAGAAUGUAACAAUAAAACAAGAUUAUAUUCAUAGAAUAUUCAGCUCCUCUCUUAUGCUAUUAUAUUGUAAUAACAAUAUGAUAAUAAGAUUUAUUGUACAAUAGUUGCCAAUAUUUAUUGUGUGUUUACUCUUUGGAGUGAGGUGGGAAUUACUGUUUGCAUUACACUUACUCAGAGAAGUUAAGCAAGUUACUUAAAAUCACACAGCCUGGAAGUGACAGGAUUGGGAUUUUAACCCAGGUCCAAUUGACUCCAAAGUCUGUGUUCUCAGUCCCUAAAGAAAACCACUUCUUCAAAGGGUUUCCUAGGAGUUCUCUCUUGAAAGAUGGGGGUGUGGUGGUCUGGAGACCUUCUUUUCUCUAUCCAGAGUUUCCUGCUCUAAGCAGGGUGGGUCUUUUGGAGUCCUAGGUGGGAAGAUCACUGGAGUCCAGGAGUUCGAGACCACCCAGAGUAACAUAGUGAGACCUGGAUUCAAUUGAAAAAAUAAUUUGUAUGAAAAAAAAAAAAGCAGGGUGUGAACUUGCUGAGGCCCCUGUUCUGGCGCCAUACCUGUUUCCUGGCCUUUCUUCUGAGCUGCCAGCAUGAGUGACCAAAGGACCCCCAGCUGGAACCUGCCCUGACUGGCCAGGGUGGGACCUUGUGGGCUUUGGAAGCCCCAGACGCCCAGGAAGGGAGGAGGCUUCCUUACUGACGGCUCUGUGCCAUGCACUCCACGUCUGUUAACUUACAGUGCAGCCCUCAGCGGGCACUUGCUUAAUCAGAUGUGCAGAAGAGGCUGUGGGGACCGCUGGGUGAGAAUGGGACAGCAGUGGAAGUCAUAAGAGCACUGGACCAGGAGUCAAGAGACCCCACUCUGCCUCUGACUGGUUGUGUGGCUGGGCCUGUCUCUGCUCUGUUCAGCCUCAGUUUCCAUAUCUGUGAAUCUGGAUCAUCUGUGGGAUUCCCUCCAAAGCGAACCUUUUACAAAUCUUUGCCAAAGACACUGGGGAGGACGAGACUUCAGAAAGGAAGGGGUGAGGGGAGUGGGUUGUUGGGGGUGUUUGGGAGAUGCUGCAGUCCGUAGAGUUGAUCUUUAGCUAAAGACGGGUCCCAGUGGAGCAACCAGGCAGUUUUUCUUGGGACAGCCAUUGCCACCAUAUAUUGAGCACUGGGCCAGUGUCACCUGGUCAGGGGGUUGUGGAGAGCAUGGGCUCUGGGGCCAGGCUAUGUGGCUUGGAGUCCCAGUUCUGCCACUUACCACUGCGUGGUAACCUUCUUAACCCCAGUUAAGGAGCCUCGGCAACCUUCUUAACCCCAGUGUGCCUCAGUUUCCACACCUAAAAAGUGGGAUUCUUACAGCAGCACCCACUUACUAGUGCUGUAGUGAGGGCUGACUGAGUAUGCUGGUGCUGAUGAACGUGGUGUACUUAGAAUAGCGCCUAAUGAACUCUUAUGGCUCAGUGAGUUAUUUCUCAUUCUUAAGUGAGGAAAUGGAGGCAUGCAGAGCUCUAGGGAAGGAAUAGAGACCU
Messenger RNA from Sapajus apella (tufted capuchin), 3847 nucleotides. Its product is annotated as formin-like protein 5. The record is from RefSeq and is a predicted model, not a curated record. Bases 210 to 770 code for a protein of 186 amino acids. NCBI's taxonomy places the organism in Eukaryota, Metazoa, Chordata, Mammalia, Primates, Cebidae. The transcript has a single exon.